AUGAGGCUCUUAGCGCAGCGUUUGACCUCUGUCAAGCACUUUGGAUCAGGACACCAUAUUCGCGAGUUCUUCCGAUCAGCGAGAUCGGCAUCUUGGGCCACGUUUUCGACCUUCUGGGUCUUUCUCGCCGUCGCUAGCUACUUGCUGUACUCCCGGCAAGAUCUCAAAUACUGGUGCAGCCCCAAGCUACGCCGUGAGGGAGAUCCAGAUGCAGUAGAUGACUGGCUGGAUGGCUACAUUGUCGAGCUCAUCCUGUCCAUGGAGACCUGGCACUUGCAUGGAGGAAAAUAUUUUCCUCUAUGCUCCGAAGCUGCAGUCUGGGAAGCUCUUUCUUUGAUUGAAUCCCAGUCUUCGCCGCUUGAGUUGACUCAGGAGAUUAUUCUGGUCUCAUUUCGUGUCACCUCCUUCUGUCAGAUGUUUUGGCAGAUGUGGCUCUUCAUGUUCGUGGCAAGCUAUUUGCAGGACAUCAAGAGCCUGCCAUAUCUUUUAGGGGCGUGGCUGAUAUAUAUCGGUGUCGCAAGCCUUCGGGAGGACGAUGAAGACAGCUUCGAUCCGGAGCACUCCGAUCUGUUCAGAAUGCUCCGUACCGGCUUGGGUGCCCUAUCUGAGAACUUAGACACGGUGGACAUUUGGAUCAUGUGCAGCAGGCUCAUGCCGCAUUAUCCUCAUGACGGCAGCGCCACGGAUGCAAAGGACAUGCACGAAGAAUGCAUGUUCAAGCGCGACGAGAGUGGCAAGCUGUGUGUGACCAUGCUCCUGCCGGUCACAGCCUGCAUCGUCGUCAUCAUGUUGGUCAUGGAGGUAGAC
This is a messenger RNA of Symbiodinium necroappetens, 807 nucleotides long. Lineage: Eukaryota; Dinophyceae; Suessiales; Symbiodiniaceae. The record is from the annotation of a GenBank genome assembly.